This is a messenger RNA of Microstroma glucosiphilum, 2146 nucleotides long. RefSeq lists its product as hypothetical. Bases 87 to 2006 code for a protein of 639 amino acids. The record is from RefSeq and is a predicted model, not a curated record. Lineage: Eukaryota; Fungi; Basidiomycota; Exobasidiomycetes; Microstromatales; Microstromataceae. Gene Ontology annotation, biological process: triglyceride biosynthetic process. Gene Ontology annotation, molecular function: diacylglycerol O-acyltransferase activity; long-chain-alcohol O-fatty-acyltransferase activity. Gene Ontology annotation, cellular component: plasma membrane. The transcript has 2 exons.
ACCCCAUCAGGCUCACUCCUUCAAAGACCCCGUCUUGUCUCUCUUCUGAUUUCCCCUCCCUCCUCACUCUCCCCCGCCUCCCCGCCAUGGUCAGACCGGAUGGUGUGGAGCGCUCUCAGUCAGCUUCAGACCAAUCACCCUUGUACAAGGCUCUGAUCUCUCCCUUCAAAGUCGCGCACGAUGUAGUAGAAUCUCAUCUUGCCUCUCAGGCUCGCCAGCCAGGCAUGCGAGGAGAAGUCGCUCGCCAGCUCUUGUCCUCGGGCCACUGGGUAGAGUCUGUCAUCGAGCAGGAGUACGUCGAUCGAAGAGAUGCCGUCGGCGGCAUUGAUCAGAUGUGGCUACACCUCUCCAAGUUCGACUUCAACCCCGUCUGUGUAGCCUGCUACAUCUUGGGCGAUGAUGCCACUUAUGAGAAGAUGGAACCUGCACUGGGCAAGCUAGCAGAAAAGUUUCCAAAGUAUAAGAGCAAAUUGGCCAAUGUUGGCAGAAGGUUCCAUGGCUCCACCUUUGUCACAGACGAGAACUUUGACGUCAAGAAUCACUUUGCGAUCAAGCAGCUUCCGGGAAAAGCAGGCAAAGAGGAGCUCGAUGACUUUGUAGCCGCCGUUUGCACUCUUCCCUGGGAUCUCGAGAAGCCACUCUGGGAAGCCUACCUCCUCGAGAAUUACAGUGACGAUAGAGGUGCUCGCGCUGCCAUUGUAAUGAGAGGUCACCACACCCUCACCGAUGGACAGGGCUUCGUCAUGAGUCAGCUUAGUAUCACCUCCUUCGGACCGGAGUUGGAGCGUAUGCUGGCCGAUGCCGUAGACACAAUUCACGACGUCAAGCGGGGUCAAGCGCUUCCAUCCAAGAUGCACAAGGGUCUGAAGCCCCUCGAUGCCUUCCACAAGUACUUGCCCGUCCAGAUCGCUCUCUUCUUUGCCUUUUGGACCUUCUUCAUCGUCUCUGGGUAUAUAGAGAUCUUGUUCUCCUCCUUCCAGGCCAGCUACAUGGCAUUCAUGUUCCUCUUGACAUUCUGGCGAUGCCCUCAGGUGACCCAGUAUUACCCCGGACCUCGAACGCUCGGCAAACAGUAUGCGAUCUCGGAAAGCUACCCCAUCAGCGACGUCAAGAAGAUACAAAAGGCAUUCAGUGGCGUUAGACAGGGCAGCUGGCUAGAGAUCAUUCAGCCCCAAAGGGCCAACCACACCAUCCUUCGGCACCUCACCUUGAACGAUGUGCUGUGCACCAUCCUCGCUGACGUUAUCGGCAACGACCUUCGCCAUCCUCCUCUCAACUACACUUCUGUCGCCUCGCAGGGUCUUUGGCAGCGCUUCGUUGCCCUAUCGCACAAGGUGCUCCCAAUGCCCGUCUCGAUCUUUGUGCCAAUCUCUAUCCGUCAGCCAGGUGACUGGUCGAUGCAGAAUUGGUCGACUGGAGCCCUCGCAUAUCUGCCCAAUGACGGAGAGCUUCCCAAAGGACCUGAACAGAUUUACAAGAGGCUGCAUGCAAACAGGAGGGCUUUGACUGUCCUGAAACAUGGACUCCUCCCUCGCAUUGGUUUCUGGCUGAUCAACAUCAGUACUAGACAGGUCCCCUUGUUCUUCCCUGGCGCACUCUGGACGCCCUUGCAGUCCUUGAUUGCGGCGUCGUUCUCCUUCAGCAUGAGCUCCUUUACUGCAGUCCUGACCAAUGUGCCAGGACCACCCCCUCAACCCAACAACGAGCCCAUCACCAUCGGCGGCUCUCCCAUUGUCAAAUGGGCAGCCAGUCCACCACAGGCAGGUAAAGGAACCUUGGGCAUCGGCAUCAUCACCUAUGGUGGUGGGGUCUGCGUUACCAUCACGGCUGACAAGGUUGAUUUGCCCGGCGGAGGCAAGGGGGCGGACGGAGCAGAGGAAAAUGUGGCUAGGAGGAUUUGCAAGGGCUUUGAAAAGAGGUGGGACGACUAUCUCAAGGCUGCGGAGCUAGUCUUGCAGAGGGAGGAGAACAAGAAGGAGGCAAUGAGGAAGAGCAAGGCAGACUGAAAUUGGAAGCGCAUCAGGACCGCGAUCGCCACGGAGAGUGUUCGAAGGAAUUUCCCCAUGUAUCCUCACGUUUGUGCUACCUUUUCCUCUGUGUGACCUGUAAUUCGAUACCAGCAUUAUCGUAAGGAUUCAGCAUUGUC